AAUGAUGCUGACUUGUCUCGGGUAAACAGCUGACUGGCACUGAGCUGUGGACUUUGCACCUCGACAGAUCGUGAUAACCGUGACACACCUCAUCUCUCUGUAUAUUACAACCAUCCUGGCACAAGAUGGCAUUAUCAGCCUCCUUCCUCAUCCGCCAGGGACUGAGGUGUGGAAGAAUUAUUCAAGCAAGUAAUGCAGCGAUGGUUGUCCAGUUAAGAAGGCUUCAUGAUAACAAGGCAGUUUUGCCUCGGCUUCCUGUCCCUGCACUUGAAGACACACUUGAGAAAUAUUUAAAAACAGUGAAACCUCUGGUAACAGAUGAAGAAUUUGCAGUUACUGAAGAGAUUGUGAAGAAAUUUAGUGCUCCAGAUGCAAUUGGAGCAACUUUGCAGAAGAAACUGCUAGAGAGAGCAAGAAACACAGAAAACUGGCUCUCUGAUUGGUGGCUAAAUGCAGCAUACCUAGAUUGCCGGGGACCAGUGGUGGUUUGGUCUUCUCCAGGGCUUGUCUUUCCCUUGCAGGAAUUUAAAACAUUGGACGAUCAACUGAAUUUUGCAGCUAAAGUUAUUUCUGGAACUCUUGAUUACAAAACUAUGGUAGACCAGAAAACUGUACCACUGGAUCGCAUGGGAAAGGAUAUUUUAGAUAUGUCUCAGUACUUCAAGAUUCUUGGUACUUGUCGCAUUCCUGGAGUGACAAGAGAUACAAUUCGAUUCUAUGGGCAAGAGCCAAAUCUGCCAAAGCACAUAGUAGUAGCCCAUAACAAUCAUUUCUUCAAGAUUGAUGUGUAUGGGAAAGACGGAAAAGCACUGAAUGUAAAACAGUUGGUUCAUCAGCUGCGUAAUGUAGUAGAGCGUUCUACUCAUCCAACUAUUCCGGUUGGCAUUCUCACCACACAGAACCGCAAUGUAUGGGGUAAAGCAUAUAAACAGCUUAGAAAAGAUAAGACAAACAGAGCUUCUAUUGACGAGAUACAGCGGUGCAUAUUUUUGGUGGCAUUAGAUGGACCUAUUGUCAACCCUACUGGUAACAUAAUGACUGAUGCAGCUCUAAACUGUGUGCAUGGUAAUGGUCCUCAAGGAUAUGCAGGCAAUAGAUGGUAUGAUAAAACCAUUCAGUUCAUUGUUGGGAAGAAGGGUGCAGUUGGAUUGACCUAUGAGCAUACACCAGCUGAAGGACCUCCAGUUGCUAAUCUUAUGGAUCACAUUAUGGAUUAUAUAAUAUCUGGAAGAGAUGUGUCAGAUGAAAAGAAAAAUGGUUCACAGCCCCCUGCAGAGGAGCUUUCUCGGCCCCAUCGCUUGAUGUUUAACGUAGGUGCUGAUAUUAAGCAAGACAUCGAAGAUGCCAAAGUUGCUUUAGAAAGUUUGGUUGGCGACCUUGAGAUGACCUGCUUCAAAUUCUCAGAAUUUGGCAAGAACUUCAUCAAGUCUCAGGAACUAAGUCCAGACAGUUUUUUGCAGAUGGCCAUUCAGCUAGCUUUCUAUAGAAUUCAUCAUGAGCCAGGUGCCCAUUAUGAAUCAGCUUCAACAAGGAAAUUUCUUUAUGGUCGCACAGAGACUAUCCGUUCCUGUUCAGUUGAAUCUGUUAACUUUGCUAAAGCUAUGCUCAACAAGGAGACCCCAAAUGCAGAAAAGGUAGCAGCUCUGCGAGCUGCAAUUGAAGCACACAAGUCAUAUGCCAAACACGCUGUGAAUGCACAUGGGGUUGACCGUCACCUUCUUGGAUUGAAACUUGCUGCUAUUGAAGCUGGAAUGGAUGUACCCACACUCUUUAUGGAUGUGGGGUAUUUACGCAGUUCUCAUAUGCGUCUCUCCACAAGCCAGGUUCCUGCUCGCUGUGAUGCCUUCAUGUGCUUUGGGCCACUAGUGCCAGAUGGUUAUGGUUGUUGCUACAAUCCUAGAGAUGAUGCUGUUUUCUUUGGCACCUCAGCUUUUAACUCUUCACCAGAAACAGACUCAGCCACUUUUCGUGAGGCUCUCGAACAAAGCCUUAGAGAUAUGCAGAAUAUAUUAGUGCAAGAUGGACUCAAAGCCAAACUUUAAAUUAUAUUACAGAAUUUUUGUAUUGUUCCAUGAUGUUCAGAGUUCUAGAGUUAUUUUUCAAGGUGCUGUGUUAUAGUUCUGGGUGACAUUCCAGAAUGACAUAAAAUUUCCUUCAAAAAAUAAAAAAUCACCAGUUUUACUCCUUGAAGUGAAACAUAAGCAUUAGAAAUGUAUUAAAUUAUAUUAUAACCACUAGAGACCCUAUUAUGCUUUUAUUACAGCCUCUCCUCUCUUAACGACGGAGUUCCGUUCCUAAGACCACGUCGGUAAACAAAUUCGUCACUAAGCAAAGGGCAUACUAUAAUGGUAAUGGGCUUGUCAGCCAUCUUUGGUAUUGUUUUAAUGUCACCUUUGCACCAUUUAUAACUUUUUUAAUAUAUUUUUAAAUGUUUAUACUGUAGUGUACUGUAUAUUGUAUAAACAGAAUAGAGGAAAUCAGCUGUAAUAUACAUUAUUUAGCUAUGCAUACUGGUCAGAGAGUCCGUCGUAAGUCCGAGUCAUCAGUAAGCAAGUACGUCACCAAGUGAGGAGAGGCUGUAUUUCAGUCUUUAUUUUUAGUGUCAUACGAUUCUUACCAGUAAUUUUUUGGUGGAAGUAUCACCAUUUUUUAAACUUUUCCUCUUAACAGCCAUAAUUAAUCAGCUGUAAACCACAAAAUUUUGAACAAACAGCAAACUCUGUCACAAGCUCCUCACAAAAGCCUAAGCCAAACUGUCUGGGCAGUAUUGUGUUCGUCUGCACAUGCUUGUUUUAUUAGGAUGAGAUUUUGGACAAACAAAUUUGUGUAUGGAUGAACCAAGCAGAGAUUGUGCGCUUCAUUAUAAAAGUUCGUAUGACAGAAAUUUCAAAGUGCCAGUCUUUAUGAAGGAAGGACGGGCUAUAUUGUAUAAUGUACUUUGUUAUGCAUGUUUUAUUAAGCUUUUGAAAAAAAUAUUAAGCAGAAUAUUCUUAAUUUUAGAAAUGCAAAAUAAAAUAAAUUCUUUC
Messenger RNA from Cherax quadricarinatus, 3026 nucleotides. RefSeq names its product carnitine O-acetyltransferase. Gene Ontology annotation, biological process: carnitine metabolic process, CoA-linked. The record is from RefSeq and is a predicted model, not a curated record. NCBI's taxonomy places the organism in Eukaryota, Metazoa, Arthropoda, Malacostraca, Decapoda, Parastacidae. Gene Ontology annotation, cellular component: peroxisome. Gene Ontology annotation, molecular function: carnitine O-acetyltransferase activity.